AUUGAAUACAACUCAGUUGCAGUGUUUGCCAUGGAUUAGUCUGUGAAUGUGUGUAUAAAACACAAAUUCAAGGAUUCAAGACUGUCACUAGGAUGAUUCAUGUUCAUGAUGUCGAUAUUCGAAAAAAUACUUGUAACGCUUCUACUACUUCUGGAUGUCACCUUGGGCGGAAUACUUGCGCCACCAAACACAGAUCAAAUGUCUCUGACCAACCACAAUAAUGAGUGCGGACUGCACGUGUAUAUUCCAAGUGAUCAAGUCAAGAUAUCAUGCAAGCAUGAGGGUUCGCACAAUGGUCCCUACUCAAGAUCACGGUUGCAAGAGGAACUAGAGGAGUUAAAAUCAAUGUACACAGAGUUAAAGAAUGAAAUUUCUGUAAGCAAGGCUAGCUGCCUGUUUAAUGUGGAAGAAGUGCGGAUGGAUUAUCAGAAAGCUAAAUUAGAGUUGGAAAUCGUAAAAAACAAUUUGGUAGGCCUAAACAGAAACUUUGCUGAAAAUGACAACAGAGGGGAGGUGGACUUACGACUGGAGGAUGUGUUUAGUAAAAAAAAGAUGGCAAAAUUGUUACAGCCUUACAUACAGAAAGAAGUCAAAGAUGCUCAAAACAGAAAUGAGCUGCUUGUUCCACUUCAAGAAUACAUAAUUAAAGAAAUUCAUGCAUAUUUUGUUGAAACAACAAAUGCAACUAUUGAGACAGAUACUAAGGACAAGAAGACAACAAAUGAAACUAUCAAGACAAAUACAAAGGACAAGACAAAAUCUGAAAGAAGACAAGGCAAGUCAGCUUCCUCACCUCAAACAUUCCAAUUAGAUAACCCAACUGAAAAUGAUGUUAGAAAAAUAUACACUAUUUUAAGGAACCAUGGUACAAGGGUAGAACAUAUGUCUGUUGAAUUAGAGAAAAACAUCAAAGAUUUGAAUACAAAAAUUGACAAGAUAGAGGAUAGGUUAGACAAACGAAUGCACACUAUUGUAGAACAAUUCUUGCAUAAAAAACUGGAAGGUAUACAAAACAAUCUGACAGUUUUGGCAGAUCUGUUCCAUGAUUUAGAAUACAAAACUAGGACUGUCAGGAAUGAACACAUCGAGUACAUCAUAGACGAAAAGGUGCAAUCAAUGAAGAGUGAUAUCAUGGCAAAAUUGCUGCAUGAAUCAAGUCCUAUAAGGUCUGAGCUUCAUCAUAAACUUGAAGAAGUAAAAAGAACUCAAAGAGCCAUUCGUGAAAAUCAUACGGAAGAAAUUCUGAACAUUCAUGAGAAAUUGGUGACUAUGCUUGAUCAAAUUCAGGGAAUAAAUGGCUCUCUAUUCAGUCAAAUGACCAGUACAGAGUUGACAAAGGUGUACAAUGACACAGCGGAUUUUGUAAGAACAAUUAAAGACUCUUGGAUAAUGGUGAAUGACAACUUUGAGAGAUCCAAAGACAUGUACGACAGACUGGAAAACCUAAAUAGGUUAUAUGCUGAUGUAGAAACUUCCGUGCGUGAGGCUUCUGAAGAAGAAAAACAAAGUUCUGGGGCAAUAACUGACAUUAAAGCUCAGCUUGAGGUACUGAAAGAAAAGAUAACUGCAAUUGAAUUUAAUGACUGGAAUGCCUUUAAUUUUACUCACAGCGAUAAGAGAAAUGGCUGUAAAAAUGGCAGACACUAUGUUAGGCUUCUGAAUGUGUAUCUGACUCCCAAAUACGUGGGUGUUACUCUGUGCUCUGAGAAUCGUUACAAAAUAUUUCUGGGUGAGAAUUUAACGGAUACCUUCCUGGAUAUUGGAGACAACUACGGAUUAGGAGAAGAUCACUGUGAGUUUGUUGGAGCUAAAACAUCGAGUCGAUUUUCAACAGUAAUGCAGCCUUACAUGUACUACUCAUUGAAAGGAUUCAGAAGAAGCCACUGGGGAGAGCAACCACAAAAGAGACACUCACAGUUUUUAAAUCUCCACCUUUCUACUAUGAGUGCGGUGUAACAAUUCCCUGAGUGCGAUUCUUCAUUAACCCUUUGCAUGCUGGGAAAUUUGUCGUCUGCUUAAAUGUUGUCUGCUCAAUUUCUAAAAUUAGCAUUUUCUUCAUUUUUUUUCUUAAUACUAUUAGAAUAGCAAACAGUUUGGAUCCUGAUGAGAUGCCACGUUCUGUGGCAUCUCAUCUGGAUCCAAACUGUUUGCAAAGGCCUUCAAAAUUCGGUUCCAGCACUGAAAGAGUUAACAAUUGUCAUGUGUAAGGGUUAUCAUGUUAGAUAGUCUGAAUAUCUGGAAUGCUUAUCAGUUACUUAUCAUAUGUUCCAAUAUACUUUGACAAAAAUGUAAACAUGCUCAUGUUAAACAAUGUAUUGUCUUUGUGUAUAAAUAUUUAGACUGCAUAAAGUAUAUAUUUUUGGAAAGGUUAUGAAUGUUGGUACAUUGUACAUACUUAUGAAAGUGUUAUUGUGAAUAUCUUAUAUACCAUUCUUAUUCCUGCUUUUUCCUGCUGUUUACUGCUCUCGGAGUAAACUGCAACAAAAUCUGCUUGUUUUCAUACUGUAGUUGUAAAAUUAUAAACAAUUAACAUCUGACAGUGAAUACAUUGAAGGAUAUCCACAUCAACUCUACCAGAGAAUACUCAAAAACUCUACUAAUUAUCAAUACAGUUUAUGCACUGAUACCUUCCUAUUACUGCAACUGAGUUACCCUGUACCUCAUUAAACUUGUUAUGAUGAAUGACUGUUUUAAACGAUAUAUGAUAAAUUGUUGUGACUUGGGCACAGAGGGCAGGAGAACGAACAAGAAGGCCAUAAAUCACUCAUCUAAUACCAUAUGAAAUAAACAUUUCUGAGAAGGCUGAGUUGAAAACAAUAACAAAAUGUACUUAAUUAAACAUAAAUAUUUAAUUUCUACAGACAUUUUAAUUUUUGUACUGGACAGGCAUGUUUUUGAAACAAAUGGCAAUUUGAUUUGCAUGCUUCAAUGCAAAAACAAGUAAACAUUGUACAUUAACAUUUGUAUUCCAGUUCAUAUAAAUGUAUUUUCUGACCUUAUGUUAUUUUGACAAAUCUAAACUUAAAUUGUUUAUCAUAAACUGAAUGAAAACUUAAAAUUCAAAGUGACUGCUUAAAUAACAAGAGAUGUGUUUGUCAGAAACACAAUGCCCCCUUCUGCGCUGCUUUGAUUUUUUUAUUAUUAUAUCACUUUAAAAAUAUUACUUCCCUUGUAAAAAUGAUCUGUACCUGCCAAAUGAUAAAUAGAAAUUAUCUCUCUUUAAAGCUUGUUACUUCCCUUGGAUUUGUUUUCUUAACCUUUGACCUUGAAGGAUGACCUUGACCUUUCACCACUCAAAAUAUGCAGCUACUUGAGAUACACAUGGAUGCCAAAUAUCAAGUUGCUAUCUUCAAUAUUGCAAAAGUUAUGGCCAAUGUUAAAGUUUUUGGACGGACGGAUGGACAGAUAGUUCAAGUGCUAUAUGCCAUCUCACCGGGUGCAUAAAAAUUCAGAAUGCCACAUAAUAAUAUUAUUGAUGGUAUAUAAGCAAUACAGAACUUAAAAUCAGGUAACAAUUGUCAAGAUUGACACAAUUAAUAUCUUUUCUACAAAUAUUUGUACAUAUACUUUGUUUUGUUUGACAAUGGAAAUGAGGACUUAUCUUAGCUACAGAUUAGGCUCCAUUCCAUUUAAAUAUUGAUGCAUAUCACUGCCAGUUUUGAUGUUAAAGUUAUUUGAUAUAUGCUGCCCACAGAGAUGUUUUGCAUUCA
This is a messenger RNA of Dreissena polymorpha, 3710 nucleotides long. RefSeq lists its product as uncharacterized. NCBI's taxonomy places the organism in Eukaryota, Metazoa, Mollusca, Bivalvia, Myida, Dreissenidae. The coding region runs from base 100 to 1956 and encodes 618 amino acids. The record is from RefSeq and is a predicted model, not a curated record. The transcript is spliced from 3 exons.